Molecule: messenger RNA, 3600 nt
Organism: Penicillium olsonii
Lineage: Eukaryota; Fungi; Ascomycota; Eurotiomycetes; Eurotiales; Aspergillaceae
Source: the annotation of a GenBank genome assembly
AUGUCAUUGCCGCAGAGGCCAGGCAAAGCGUCACCUCGUCGUGAGGAAACCCGCGCAUUUCGUGAAUCAUCCCGUCGCCGCCGCCGAGAUACCGACUCGGGAGCCCACAGCGACGACCCCACUUCUCCUUCCCACCGACACCGCCGCCGACACUCUCAUAGCCACCGGAGAGGCAUGGAUACCGACGAAGAGCGCAUGGAGCGCGGCGCCGACGUGCGGCGCAAAAAAAGCAUGGUCAAACCAGAGCGCCGACGAGAGGACCGCGAUCACCCAAACUACCACUACCGUGAGCGAUCGCAUAAUAUGACAACCUACCCCUCCACCACGGGUAAUGACCCGCUGCUGGAUCACCGAGAGGGCGAGGCAGAGACCAAUAGCUCUCGCAGCAUGGAAUCGAAGAAAGAUGGACUGUACGGAGCGCGAGGAAAUGUCAACAAACCGAUGGAGCGGGUGCCCAGCCGGCAUCGCUCCAAGAAGAAGAAGAGAGGGUCGCGACGAUCUUCGAGAGGUGUCUCAGCGGACGAGAAGAGGCGCCGAAAAGCGAUUGAGGAGAGUGGCCCACCGGAGCUGUGGCCGACCUAUUGCGCAGUGCUCACUUGCUUCAUCCCGGACUUUGUCCUGAAGUGCUUUGGCAUGCCGCAGAAAGAGCAGCGCACUGCCUGGCGAGAGAAGAUUGGUUUGAUCAGUAUCAUUCUCAUGAUCGCUGCCUUCGUUGGUUUCCUGACCUUUGGUUUCACGGCUACCGUCUGUGGCUCGCCUCCGGUUCGUCUGAAGGUCAACAAAGUCAACUCCAACUACAUGAUCUUCCACGGGAAGGCAUAUGAUUUGACUGGAUCCACUCACCCGUCUGCGGAGGGUAUUCCAUCUGGUACGAAUGUUCUUUAUGAUCUGCCACACAAGUACGGCGGUCAAGACGGCAGCUUCUUCUUCCAGCAGGUCAAUGGCGCUUGCAAAGGUUUGAUUACUGCCAAGUCCGACGGAGGAGUUCCUACCAACUCUAAUGGAGAUCUGGGUUGGUAUUUCCCAUGUGUGCCCUUCAACCAGGACGGCUCAUCAAAGCCGAAUUUGACCGUUGAAAAUUACCUGGGCUGGGCUUGCCACACCAGCAAAUCGGCGCGUAACCCAUUCUACACUCUGUCCAGUGAUGGUGAUGUGUACUACACCUGGGAAGACACCAAGAACAAGAGCCGAAACCUCGCAGUGUACUCCGGAAAUGUACUCGACUUGGAUCUUUUGGCUUGGUUCAACAGCAGCCAGGUCUCGUGGCCGUCUCAAUUCGACGAACUUCGCAAGAACCCGCAUGUUCGGGGUGUUGACCUUACCUACUACCUUCAGAGUGGAGAGGACAAGAAGGUCGGAAAGUGUUUGACCCAAAUAGUCAAGGUGGGCAGUAUCGACACCGACACCGUUGGCUGCAUCGCCUCCAAGGUCGUACUUUACGUGUCCUUGAUCUUUAUCCUGUCCAUUGUGGUCGUCAAAUUCGCCUUCGCCCUGCUGUUCCAGUGGUUCUUGGCUCCCAGGUUCGCCGCGCAGAGCACGAGUAUGGCCUCUGAUGCCAGAACCCGUAACCAACAGAUCGAAGACUGGUCCAACGAUAUCUACCGACCCGCUCCCCGCAUCGCUGAUCCAGUUGCUUCUGAUCGAAUGAGCAAGCGUGCCAGUUUCUUGCCUACCACAUCACGUUUCUCGAGCCCGUACAAUGUAAGCAGCAGCAGCGGCAGCAAGCAGAGGCCAGUGUAUGUCACAAUGGCCAGCCAGAACUCGACCUCCCGUCUCAUGCCCAGCUCCGCCCCUGGAACCAUGUACAAGUUGAGUCAAAAUGGUAGCGGUGGCACUCUGAGCGCUGAAAACUUGCGGAACCCGCAUACCGCCAGUCGGACAAGUCUGCUCCCUCCGGGUCAGGACCAAGGUUAUGCGACUGUUACGACCGACCAAGAAGGCUCCGGGCCUGCUGGUUUCAUCCACGAGGCUGUCGUGCCCCAGCCACCUCCUGAAUGGCAGCCAUUUGGAUAUCCUCUUGCGCACUCGCUCUGCCUGGUUACUUGCUAUUCCGAAGGCGAGGAGGGCAUUCGAUCGACUUUGGAUUCACUUGCAAUGACGGACUAUCCGAACAGUCACAAGACGCUUCUGGUCAUUUGCGACGGUAUCAUCAAGGGCAAAGGAGAGGAAUUUUCUACCCCGGAUAUUGUGCUGGGCAUGAUGAAGGAUUUCGUUGUUGCCAAGGACGAUGUCCAGCCCUACUCCUACGUGGCCGUGGCGACUGGUUCCAAGCGACACAACAUGGCCAAGGUUUACACAGGAUUUUACGAUUAUGGCGACACCUCGAUUAUUCCCACCGAAAAACAACAGCGUGUUCCAAUGAUGGUCGUUGUCAAGUGUGGAACUCCCCAGGAAUCCACUCAGUCCAAACCCGGUAAUCGAGGCAAGCGCGACAGUCAGAUUAUCCUCAUGUCAUUCCUUCAGAAGGUGAUGUUUGACGAACGUAUGACGGAACUCGAGUUCGAGAUGUUUAAUGGCAUGUGGAACGUCACGGGCAUCCCGCCAGACUUCUAUGAGGUCGUUCUGAUGGUCGACGCCGAUACAAAAGUCUUCCCCGACAGUCUGACCCACAUGGUCUCGGCCAUGGUGAAGGACCCCGAAAUCAUGGGUCUCUGUGGAGAAACCAAGAUUGCCAACAAGACCGACAGCUGGGUAACCAUGAUCCAGGUUUUCGAGUACUUCAUCUCUCAUCAUCAAGCUAAAUCCUUCGAGUCAAUCUUCGGUGGUGUGACAUGCCUUCCGGGAUGCUUCACCAUGUAUCGCAUCAAAGCUCCGAAGGGCGGCCAAAACUACUGGGUACCCAUUCUCGCAAAUCCAGACAUUGUCGAGCACUACUCCGAGAAUGUAGUUGACACGCUGCACAAGAAGAAUUUGCUUCUUCUCGGCGAGGAUCGCUAUCUCACAACCCUCAUGCUCAAAACCUUCCCCAAGCGCAAGCAGAUCUUCGUCCCGCAGGCUGUCUGCAAGACUGUUGUUCCCGAUGCAUUCAUGGUCCUCCUCUCCCAGCGUCGCCGCUGGAUCAACAGUACCGUGCACAAUCUCUUCGAGCUAGUCCUCGUUCGUGAUCUGUGUGGAACGUUCUGCUUCAGCAUGCAGUUUGUCAUCUUUAUUGAACUCGUCGGCACCCUGGUCCUCCCUGCCGCCAUUUCCUUUACUAUCUACGUCGUCAUCUCCUCCAUCGUCAAAAAGCCCGUCCAGGUCAUCCCGCUGGUCCUGCUCGGUCUGAUCCUGGGUCUACCCGGUGUACUGAUUGUCGUCACGGCGCACAAACUGGUCUACGUUCUUUGGAUGCUGAUCUACCUGAUCUCACUUCCAAUUUGGAACUUCGUUCUUCCGAUGUAUGCGUUCUGGAAAUUCGAUGACUUCAGUUGGGGCGAUACACGUAAGACCGCAGGCGAGAAAGACAAGGGCCAUGGCGACGCGGAGGGUGAGUUCGAUAGUACCAAGAUUACGAUGAAGAGGUGGCGUGAUUUCGAAAAAGAACGCCGCUUGCGCAAAACGUGGGCACAGCCCCAUGCGUCGGAUUACCCGUCGCACUACGAGACGUACUCCCAUUAUUAA